AUGAGGGUCGCAACGAGCCGGCGCGCGCGCACGCUAGUGCUUUUAAUAUUAGCAGCUAUUUCACAGUGUCUCUGCGAUCCAGAAGUUUAUUACGAGAAACAACGCUACGAUGGCUGGUUCAACAACAGAGCGUAUCCAGACUGGGGAUCUGUUAGCAGUCGACUCACGCGCAAGACGCCUGCAUCCUACGCAGAUGGAGUGUACAUGAUGGCAGGGACCGACAGGCCCGGGGCUCGAGCACUGUCCAAGCUGUUCAUGAGAGGACAGGAUGGAUUACCCUCCCUUGCCAAUCGAACUGCUCUUUUAGCUUUUUUUGGUCAAGUAGUUACGGGAGAAAUUGUAAUGGCAUCAGAGUCGGGGUGUCCAAUAGAGCAGCAUCGAAUCCCAGUGGAGAAAUGUGACCACAUGUAUGAUCCAGGGUGUGAUGGAGCCAAACAUAUGCCGUUUCAUAGAGCAGCGUACGAUAGGGCUACAGGCCAAAGCCCUAACAGUCCAAGAGAACAGAUAAACCAGAUAACAUCGUGGAUUGACGGCAGCUUCGUGUACAGCACCAGUGAGGCCUGGGUGAAUGCAAUGAGGUCAUUUCAGAACGGAAGCCUGGCGAGUGAAGGUGGUUUGCCGUUGCGCAACAAGAAGCGGGUGCCCCUCUUCAAUAACCCCGUUCCGCACUACAUGAAGAUGCUUAGCGCUGAAAGAUUGUUUCUGUUAGGAGAUCCGAGGACAAAUCAGAACCCAGCGAUGGUAACCUUCGGAAUACUCUUAAUGCGAUGGCAUAACGUAGUAGCAGCUAGAAUUCACAAGCAACAUCCUGAUUGGACUGACGAACAACUCUUUCAACGAGCUAGACGCAUUGUGAUCGCGAGUUUGCAGAACAUAAUUCUCUACGAAUACGUACCCGCAUUUCUUGGUGUUCCGAUCCCCGCUUACCAAGGAUACCGAGCAGAUGUUGCACCCGGAAUCACUCACGCGUUCGCGGUGGCCGCCUUCCGCUUCGGCCAUACCCUUGUUCCACCGGCCAUUCUUUUGAGAGACAGAAACUGUAGAUAUGGCAGAGCUCCAGGCGGUCAUGAUGCUAUACGGCUAUGUCAGACCUGGUGGGAUGGAAACGACUUAAUGUCUCAAGUUCCAAUAGAGGAGGUUCUCAUGGGAAUGGCGUCUCAGUUAUCGGAAAGAGAAGAUGCGCUUCUCUGCUCUGACGUUAGAGACAAUUUAUUUGGACCAAUGGAAUUUUCUAGAAGAGAUCUUGGAGCUCUCAACAUCAUGAGGGGACGGGAUAACGGCCUACCUGAUUACAAUACGGCAAGAACAUAUUUUGGAUUACCAAAAAUGAAGACGUUCAACGAAAUAAACCCAAAAUUAUUUGAAGAAAACCCAGAUUUACUGCAAAAGCUAGUUCAAGUUUAUAAUGGAAGAUUGGACAAUAUCGAUGUAUAUAUAGGUGGAAUGCUAGAAUCAACAGGUCAUCCGGGAGAAUUGUUUCGGGCGAUAAUUAUUGACCAAUUCACAAGACUAAGAGAUGGGGAUAGAUUCUGGUUCGAAAAUGACGUUAAUAGCAUAUUUACUCGACAAGAGAUCGAGGAACUGCGUCACAUUUCCCUUUGGGACAUUAUAGUGAAUAGUACCGCGGUUGGUCCCGGAGACAUACAACGGGACGUGUUCCAUUGGAGCGACGGUGACCCUUGCAGACAGCCCUACCAGCUGAACGCGUCCAAACUGCCUCCUUGCAAGUACCUUAAGGGAUACGAUUAUUUCGAGGGAAACGAAUUCGCAUAUAUUUACACGUGUCUCAUAUUGGCAUUUGUACCGAUUCUUUGCGCCGGAGCGGGAUAUGGUGUAGUUAAAUUGCAAAACAGUAGAAGACGCAAAUUAAAAUUGCAGCAAGAAAACUUGAAAAAUACUCAAUGUAAAGGUGCGGUCGAUAAGAUGGUAUGUAGAGAGUGGGUUCACGCAUCCUACAAGCGGCUGGUGAAGCUUCGCCUGGGUCCUGAACCCGCUCUACACGUCACAGACCGUAAAGGGGAGAAAUUACGUACUGUGCCAUUGGACCACACCGAUCAGUUCACUGUUAUUGAAAGCCAGGAAACUCGCAAUAAACGCCCUCUAGUGUUAAUCCGAGUACCACGUGAACACGAUCUCGUAUUGGAAAUGGACUCAGUAGGGUCGAGGCGAAAAUUCCUUCUUAAACUAGACACCUUUCUCUCACAACAUAAGAAAACCUUGAGUCUCGCACAGGCCGCGCGGGAGAAUAUUCUUACAUCAGCUGAGACCCGCGAAAGGAGACAAAGGAAGUUAGAACAUUUCUUUAGAGAGGCUUAUGCCAUCACAUUUGGAAUUACACCAGGAGAAAAAAGACGAAGAAAUGAGGAUUCUGAUUCCGAAUCAAUAGUAAUGAGAACAUCUCUAUCAAAGAGCGAGUUUGCGAGCGCUCUUGGCAUGAAAGCCGACGCAGUAUUUGUAAAGAAAAUGUUCAAUAUUGUCGACAAGGACAGUGACGGAAGAAUCUCUUUCCAGGAGUUUUUAGAUACAGUAGUUCUGUUCUCCCGAGGCGCGACAGAUGACAAACUCCGUAUAAUAUUCGACAUGUGUGACAAUGAUAAAAAUGGUGUAAUCGACAAAGAGGAAUUGAGCGAAAUGUUGCGAUCUCUAGUAGAGAUAGCCAGAACCACAUCGUUAAGAGAUGAGCAUGUCACUGAGUUGAUUGAUGGAAUGUUUUCCGAUGCCGGUCUUCAGCACAAAGAACACCUUACAUAUAAUGACUUUAAGCUAAUGAUGAAGGAAUAUAAGGGAGAGUUUGUAGCUAUUGGCCUGGAUUGCAAGGGCGCCAAACAGAACUUCCUCGAUACUUCCACCAAUGUUGCCAGGAUGACCAGUUUCCAAGUAGAACCCUCUAUGGAACAGUCUAGACACUGGUUAUUAAUCAAAUGGGAAUAUCUCACAACUUUCCUCGAAGAGAACAGACAGAAUAUCUUCUAUCUAUUCAUCUUCUACGUGGUAACCAUCGGUCUCUUCGUGGAGAGGUUCGCUCACUACUCCUUCAUGUCUGAGCAUUUGGAUUUGAGACACAUAAUGGGAGUUGGAAUUGCCAUAACCCGGGGUUCGGCAGCUUCUCUUUCUUUCUGCUAUAGUCUCUUGUUGUUAACUAUGUCGAGGAAUUUGUUAACCAAAUUAAAGGAAUUUAGCAUCCAACAGUACAUUCCACUCGACUCAAGUAUCCAGUUCCAUAAAAUAGUGGCAUGCACUGCUCUGUUCUUCUCCCUCAUCCACACCGCGGGUCACAUGGUUAAUUUCUACCACGUAUCUACACAGCCCGUGGAGAACCUGCGCUGUCUCACCAAGGAAGUUCAUUUCACUUCCGACUUCCGGCCGGGAAUUACUUAUUGGGUAUUCCAGACAAUUACAGGUGUAACAGGUGUUCUGCUAUUCAUAAUAAUGUGCAUAAUAUUCGUGUUUGCACACCCCGUAGUACGCAAACGCGCGUACCCGUGGUUCUGGCGUGCACAUUCACUCUAUAUAGUUCUGUACGCACUUUGUCUAGUCCACGGUCUGGCCAGGCUUACUGGGGCACCACGAUUCUGGAUCUUCUUUAUGGGCCCUGCUAUCAUUUAUACUCUGGAUAAGGUUGUGUCAUUGCGCACCGAAUAUAUGGCGCUGGACGUACUAGAAACGGAAAUGCUACCAUCUGAUGUAAUCAAAAUAAAGUUCUAUAGACCCCCAAACCUGAAAUAUUUGUCAGGGCAAUGGGUUCGUCUGUCCUGUACUGCGUUUAAGAAGGAGGAGUAUCAUUCGUUCACACUAACAUCAGCACCACACGAGAACUUCCUUUCAUGUCACAUCAAGGCCCAAGGGCCCUGGACGUGGAAACUCAGAAACUAUUUCGAUCCUUGCAACUUUAACCCGGAACAUCAACCAAAAAUUAGAAUCCAAGGUCCCUUCGGUGGUGGUAACCAAGACUGGUACAAGUUUGAAGUGGCUGUGAUGGUUGGAGGAGGUAUAGGAGUUACUCCCUACGCCUCCAUACUCAAUGACCUGGUGUUUGGUACUUCUACUAAUAGGUAUUCUGGAGUCGCUUGUAAAAAGGUAUAUUUCCUGUGGAUCUGUCCAUCGCAUAAGCACUUCGAAUGGUUCAUAGACGUGCUGCGUGAUGUAGAACGAAAAGAUGUUACCAAUGUUCUAGAGAUACACAUUUUCAUCACACAGUUCUUCCACAAAUUCGACCUGAGGACUACUAUGCUAUAUAUCUGCGAGAACCACUUCCAGCGGCUCUCACGGACUUCUAUGUUUACGGGUUUGAAGGCGAUCAACCACUUCGGAAGACCGGACAUGUCUUCAUUUCUUAAAUUCGUACAGAAAAAACACAGCUAUGUGUCUAAGAUCGGCGUAUUCUCUUGCGGCCCACGGCCACUGACCAAGUCGGUGAUGUCGGCUUGCGAGCAAGUCAACCGCACGCGUCGUUUACCCUACUUCAUUCAUCACUUCGAGAACUUUGGAUGA
Pieris macdunnoughi is the source of this 4491-nucleotide messenger RNA. The record is from the annotation of a GenBank genome assembly. NCBI's taxonomy places the organism in Eukaryota, Metazoa, Arthropoda, Insecta, Lepidoptera, Pieridae.